ACUGUUUUUAUUUGUGUUUCAGAACACCCUUAUCAUUGUCCAAGUGAGCAGUUUCUUGUAAAAGGAAAAACUUCUACGAUCCAUUGUCGUAUCAACGGAACUAAUUACCUUGAGUGGACUUUUAACAAUUCAUCACUCAGGAACUCAACCCGCCAUCUGGUUAAUGAAAUAGGCCUAACCAUCUCAGAGGUUGAGUUAUUAGAUGAAGGGAUUUAUUAUGUAACCGGACAUGAGGAGAAUACUGGAAAAUCUGUUUUUAGAAACAUCUCUGUCUCUGUUUAUUAUCCACCUCAUUUUCGUCGUUACUACGAGGAGUACACUUAUGACCAAGGAAGUUCUGCCAUCCUGAGGUGUGACGCCAUGGCCAAUCCAAGGUCUACAUACACUUGGACAAAUAAAUAUGGACACAUCAUAAACUCCAGUUAUUCUUCGAGAAUGUUAGUGGAUGCAUGGGGCUCACUACAUGUAGAAGAUCUCAGGUCUGAAGAUGCAGGCUUGUAUAGUUGUGGUGCUUCAAAUAGUCUUGGAUUCGCAAGUAAAGAUGUCCGAUUAAUCGUGUCGAUAUCGAAUAAAACAAUUUCAAAUGAAACUGAAUUAUUUCCCGAACUAGAAGUUGUCAACGUGACUGUAAACAGCAUCCAACUGUACAUAACCAGCAGCUCUUCUGAAUGGUUUAGCUAUUAUUACAUCACUUUCCGUAACCAGUACGACACGUAUAACACAACAGUCAGAAAACGUUUGAGCAGUGAUAUCUACACGUUAAUGGACCUCACACCAGGUGAUGCUUUCCGAAUCAAAGUAGCUGGAAAAAUGAACCUAUAUGAAGGCAAUAUGACAGAGUUUUCUCGUGAAAUUUUUGUCCAACUCUUACCACCUUCACCCUAUCUGAUUGUCAACCAUGUACAUGACAGUAGUGUAAAGCUGGAGUGGAUUCCUCGAGGUGCAUAUACUACAAGCUAUGGAUGGAAUGGCCUCAAAUCAGUCGAAAUCCAGUACCAACAGAUGACUCAGAAAAAUGGAGAACUUCAUAAGGAACAAAACUGUGAAGUCCUCAUUAUUAAGAAACCCUGUGCUGGCAAUACGCAUGUGAUUGGUGGACUUCCCAAACCUAAUUCACGUGUGUAUACCUUCCAAGUUCGGGUAGAGAAUGGCGCUGGUUUUAGUGAUUGGGUUUCAGUUUUUAUUAAAUAUUAGUUAAUAGAAACCAUAUCUGGAUAUUUCAAAGCUUAACUUUCA
Molecule: messenger RNA, 1236 nt
Organism: Limulus polyphemus (Atlantic horseshoe crab)
Lineage: Eukaryota; Metazoa; Arthropoda; Merostomata; Xiphosura; Limulidae
Exons: 6
Coding region: 361-1194 (277 amino acids)
Molecular function (GO): protein binding
Source: RefSeq, a predicted model, not a curated record